Molecule: messenger RNA, 1655 nt
Organism: Amoebophrya sp. A120
Lineage: Eukaryota; Dinophyceae; Syndiniales; Amoebophryaceae
Source: the annotation of a GenBank genome assembly
AUGAACAACCACGAUGACCCUGCGACCGAUGAUCGCACGAGUACGUCGAAGACAACGAGCAAAAACAAACACGGCGAACAAGGUCAUCUUGCGUCAAAUCUACGACACAUUUCCAGAACCUCCGACGACAUUUUGGACGUGAAGCUGGUGUAUCACAACAUUAUUGAAAAACUGCGGAAGGCGGCCACAGAAGACUCGGUCCGGCUAGAAGUGGACCCGAAGCGACCGGUCAGGAAAGUUGCGACCAAUAAGAACGUGGCGCGGCCGGAUCAAGGGUUAAAGCCGGACUGGUUUUUCGAUUUUGAGGAACAGGAGCGGGAAGCGGCGCUGACAAGGAAGCACGCGGUCGAGAACAUUGUCCGGAAAAGCGAAUUGCUGGAGAGGGAAAAUCAUGUUAACUCUGGAGGUCGUGGUGGUGGUAGAAAUAAUUCCGGCACUACUUCUUCUUCUCCCUCUUCUCGCUCUGAGCACGGACAAUUGGGGAGUAAAACGGCGAUGGAUAAAAAUGUCAGGUCUACUGCAACAGGUUCGACCCCCGUUGAUCUUCAUGGGGGUACAAUAGGAGGUGGUGGCUCCAACGUGCAAUCUUUUUCCGAAGGUGGAAAUCCAGAUGAAGCAGCAGGCGAGAAAAAACAGGCGGACGACAAAAACAACUACAAUAUCAAAAACUACAACCACGCCCAAAUAAUCCUCGAGGAGGACCGCGCCCGGCAGGAAGAAGAAAGAAACAAACAGAAAGAGAUCUACCACCGCAAACGGAACCGCAUGAAGGAGACCGAAGCGGCGCAUUUGUCCCUGCAGCGACUCAUGGGCCAGCCGGAGUACCACUACGGCAAGGACGGGAUGAUCCGGUACUUCCGGUCAAAAAACGAAAACCGGUUUUUUUGCCGGGUUUGCGCGAUUUUUGCGCAGGAAGUUUACAAAUUUGUCGAUUUCACCACCCGGGAAGUGUUUGUCGGCAUCACGACGUUCGACACCUUGCUGUUUUUUUUCAUCCUCUUUGUCAUCAUUGCGCUGCAGAUUUUGGAUCGGUUCGAGCGGCCAAGUGAAAAGGAUUUGAAAAUCGCUUUUGAGGAGGACAGGUUCGCAAAAAAGAAGAAAAGGAGAUCAAGGAUGAAAUUAUUGUUUUUCGAUACAACUGCUAGUACAGCAGGAGGUCGUGCUACUUCGAAAAGCGGAUUCAGUAGGGAUUCAACAGGUGAACAACAUCAAAAGGUGGAGGUCCCCACGUCUAUCACAAACCGGGAUUUCGAAAGAUUUCUCGCGAAAAAGUGGCGGCACGGGCAGAAAUUGAAGGAUAAAGGAAGACUGGGAAGCAGGUACGACCCGGAAAAAAUGCGGAUGUCGCUAUCGCGAGAAAAAAGUGUUACAGUUACACAUUGUGUUGCAGGCCAAGCAAGACAGACAAGCUCUGUCAUGCCGGAUAUGCAUAGCAGCCUCGUUUCAUAGGUGUUUUCCCGUAGGAUUUCUGCAUUGCAAGUUUUCUUUCUCAUGCAGAUAAAUUUGUGUUGCUGAAUUGACAACAAAUGUGUAACUGUAACACUUUUUUCUUUGCAUAGUCGCUGGUUGAAGAAGAGUACCGGAGAGAAAUUCAGGCCAAAGUUUCACCCGCCUGUUGCGUGGACCAGAUCCGGGCGGGACGGUGUUUGGAGUAG